CUGAGUCUGAGUGAAGGGAAGACCCGUGCCUCCUGCCCGCAAAGAGGAAAAGGGCCAACAUGUACGUGCCCGACAGCCUCCGUGACCUGGCCGAUAGCGAAGUGGUCCAGUUUGUGAAGAAACCAAAGACUAUAUCCCGGAUCUUUGCUGGGGUCUUCUCGCUCAUUGUUUUUGCCACGCUGCUGACUGACGGCUACCAGAACCUGACCAGCUCUUCGCAGCUGCACUGCGUCCUCAAUGACAACAGAGUGGCCUGCAGCUUUGCAGUGGUCACCAGCCUCCUGGCAUUCCUAGGCUGCCUGCUCUUCCUCACCCUGGACAGCCUGGCGGCCCGCAUCACCAGAACCCGCCUGAAGACCACGGUCUUGCUGCUGGACUUCUCGCUCUCUGUCAUCUGGGUCGGAGUCUGGUUCGUGGGCUUUUGCUUCCUGGCCAACCAGUGGCAGCGCUCACCCCCUCACCACUACCUUCUGGGCAACAGCAGCGCCAAGGCAGCCAUCGCCUUCUCCUUCUUCUCCAUCCCUGUCUGGAUGGCCCUGGCAUACCUGACACUCCAGGACCUCCGCAGCGACUCGCCCGUCCCCUACAAGCGCUCCCUGGAUGAGGGUGGCGUGGCUCUGACGACCACCACCAACAUGGGACCCAACAGCCUGGGCUACUCCAGCUCCAUCCCGCCCCCAUAUCCAACCACUCCCAAGGCGGCUCGCCUUACCAUGAUGAAUGACAACUGAGGCCACUGUCGGUUAUUAAAGAAACUUUCUCUUCCUCCCACGGAGGUGUUUGGGAAAACCUGAGCCUGCCAUGUCUCAUCCAUCCAUCCCUCGAUCAAAACCAGCCCUUUCUUGUUUCAGGGAAAGGGGAAGGGAGAAGGGUGUUGUUUGGGAUGACAAAGUGGGGUCUCUCCUCGUCCCCUUGACUUGCCUCUGGGGCAGCCACACAGACCUCCAUAACUCCAGAGAAAUGCACUUAUUUCUUCUAAGGAAAAGUCAGUGAACUAGCUGUUUGGCCACAGGAAAGUUACCAAGUUCUUCUAGCCUCAGUCUCCUCUUUAAAAGGGGAGACUCAUUCUGGCAUGACUUCAUUCACAGAGUUGUCUGAAGGGUACCAAGAACAUUAAUGUCCACAGGAAUGGGAUUCAGUAAUUAGGGCCUUCAGAAGCCAGACUUUGCACAGGUCGUCCUGGGGCAGCCUCACUCCAUCCUCGGGGAUGCCAGCCAGGGCUGGAAGGCCCCGCCAAGUUCACAUACACACAAGCCCACCCUGUG
Vombatus ursinus (common wombat) is the source of this 1265-nucleotide messenger RNA. It is a transcript of the gene SYNGR4, whose product is annotated as synaptogyrin 4. Lineage: Eukaryota; Metazoa; Chordata; Mammalia; Diprotodontia; Vombatidae. The record is from RefSeq and is a predicted model, not a curated record. The coding region runs from base 60 to 731 and encodes 223 amino acids. Gene Ontology annotation, cellular component: neuromuscular junction; synaptic vesicle membrane. The transcript has 4 exons.